ACGCUAAAAUUUCCCAAGGUUCAAGAAUGACAGAUUGUUCUAUUUGCGUCAAUCCAAAAAUCCAAAAUAUCUCCAGACUUGGCACCUUGCGGCCACAUCUCACUGUCCUCUUUCACACUAUCUUAACUAAAUUUUUAUUAUCCUUUUUUUCGACUUCGCAGCCAUACCGGCAAUAAUUUCAAGAGAUAGUAAUUAACAUGCAGAACCCUAACGUUCCUCCGGGAGCUAUCCCGAUACAAAUGGGACCUGGAGGCCAGAUGCCGACGCCUCAGCAGAUUGCCGCGAUGCAACAGCAACUGGCCGCCGAAGCACAGAAGCAUGGCAUGACUGUCCCCCAAUUUGUCGAGCACAUCAAGGCCCAACGUCUAGCACAGCUUCAAGCAGCUCAGAGACAACAGCAACAGCAAGGUGGCCAAGGCCCUCAAGGCGGACCUGGACCUCAAGGACCGCCGCGCCCUCCUCCGGGAGCCUCAGGUCAACCGCGACCUAUUCAACCUGGCCCUCCUAAUCCCGUCGCAAUUUCCCUUGCCAAUUUUCUACGAAGUCAGACUCUAAAGCAACGUACAUGCAUCCUUAAUGGAGAGCGCAAGGAUAUGUUUAGAGUCAAGAGAGCUCUUCGAGCUCUUCAGUCUCCUGCCUACGCCAAGGCACGCGCAAAGAACCCAGCGCUUCCCGAAGUCACCGAUCGCGCAUCGCUUGAGAACGUCUUCAAAUUGCUACCCUUGUCCAUGCUAGCCUUGCGUGUCAGCAAGAUCGACCCCCACGAGGGUCACGACCAUGCUCCCAAGAAGGGUAAACGAGUCAAGGGGCUCUGGACAGUCAAAAUUGAACAGCAGCAAGAUGCUGGUGACGACAUGUAUUAUGUCUGGCUGUACGAGGGCAGUCAGAUUAUGCGCAAGGUUUAUGCUGCUCUCGCCUUACUUGUCAUCUUCACCGUAGUCCUGUACCCUCUAUGGCCGCUCGUUUUGCGACAAGGUGUCUACUAUCUCAGCUGGGGAUUCUUGAUGCUUCUUGGUCUCUUCUUCCUCAUGGCCAUUUUCCGCGUCAUUCUAUUCUGCAUUACGUACUUUGUUGUGCCCCCUGGCCUUUGGCUCUACCCCAAUCUUUGGGAAGAUGUCUCCUUCAUGGACAGUUUCCGUCCCGUCUGGGCCUGGCAUGAGACCGCCAAGCCUAAGAAAAAGAAGAAGGCUUCCAAAUCAGUCGGUGCCGAGUCAGCUGCUCAGCUUGCAAGCCACACAGGUCACCCACCUCCGGCGACUGCUACUACCACUGCAACUGAAACUCAGAUUCAAACGGAACCCCAGCAGAGGGCCUACGUAGCUCCAAAGGUCGAGGAGCUUGCUGACGAUGAAUAGGUGUGGUCGCUGUAUCAUAUUUGCAGCGAUAGGCGUUUAGGGAGUUUAGUCAGUAGGGAAAAAGUAUGUACAGUAGAACAAAUGACUCUAAAAGUUGCACUACAUAGGUACCUAUUUUUCAGAAUAGGAUGCAUCAACCCUCCCUAUCCAUCACCUCUUCAAAGUGAUAAUUAACAACCAAGAACGCCAAGCCAGG
Molecule: messenger RNA, 1551 nt
Organism: Daldinia vernicosa
Lineage: Eukaryota; Fungi; Ascomycota; Sordariomycetes; Xylariales; Hypoxylaceae
Product: translocation protein
Exons: 3
Coding region: 198-1355 (385 amino acids)
Biological process (GO): post-translational protein targeting to membrane, translocation
Cellular component (GO): endoplasmic reticulum membrane; endoplasmic reticulum
Source: RefSeq, a predicted model, not a curated record